GAACCACCAUCUCUUCAAUGGCUUCCUCUUCAAAAACCACCACCUUAGUCCAAGCCGACCCUUCAACUUUCCGCACCAUCGUCCAGCACCUCACCGGCGCCGAGAAGCCCGUUUUCAGCCUCCACGAACGUCGACGAGCCCUCAACAAGCUUCAAAUCAACCCCAACACCAAUGGAAAGAUGGAUUCCCUCUCCCCGUGUGCCGGACAAAGAAGGUCGUUGGUUUCAUCACCCGUUUCCACGUUGGAUUUCUUUCCCCUCCUCCUCAGCCCACCGUCGAACGCCAAGCCAACGAGGUCCACACUCGAAGAAGAAGAAGAAGAGGAAAAGAGAGGGUUUUAUUUGCAUAAUCAAAGUGGUCCACUGACGCUUCGGCGAGGAGCUGAACCAGAGUUGUUGCAUUUGUUUCCUCUACAUUCUCCCAGGGAAAACAUCCAGUGAUCAUGAUUUGUUUUGUUUUGUUUCAUCUUUUUAUCAGAGAUCUGUUCAC
Molecule: messenger RNA, 489 nt
Organism: Hibiscus syriacus
Lineage: Eukaryota; Viridiplantae; Streptophyta; Magnoliopsida; Malvales; Malvaceae
Product: VQ motif-containing protein 11-like
Exons: 1
Coding region: 18-440 (140 amino acids)
Source: RefSeq, a predicted model, not a curated record